Bemisia tabaci is the source of this 2355-nucleotide messenger RNA. Lineage: Eukaryota; Metazoa; Arthropoda; Insecta; Hemiptera; Aleyrodidae. The record is from RefSeq and is a predicted model, not a curated record.
CCACCGCGGUCCCCCCCGGCCCCCCGGGCACCGGGCGAGCCCCCUCCGUGUCCUCGACUUUGAGCUCGGAUCAAGGACUGCCCCGACACUGGGUCAGUAGUGGCGUGUCCUCGCCGUCCGUCGCGCUGUGUCCGUGGUGCCCGCUCUUCCCGUGUCCGCUCCUGUUCCCUGUGCCUUGGCCCGCGCCUAGCGCCUCUCCCGAACAUGUUUCCUCGUACUGUUAUUUUGGUUACCGUAUGUGUUCUAUGCGCUGUGUCUCUAUGUUCUGCCAUCAUCGCUCAGCCUCAAAGCUACGCGCCUCUACCACCGCAAGAGGAAGCUGACCCGGAAGAGACACCGGAGGGAUACUACGCCUUCAUCGAGUCCGCCAAGUCCGAGCCCCCGCAAGUCAGACCCCCGCCCUACUUCAAAUCCAACAAAAUGUGUCCAGGUGCUGGAAUGGUGGGACCAGUCAAGUCACUAAAUAACCUAUGUGGAGAUUUAAAUAAAGGAUUCAUUCCGAUCAAUCCGAUGCGGCAGAAUGUGUUAGGGGCUCCAUAUCCUUUUGAUCUUCUGAAAAACAAAACAUUAGAAUUUUUCAGUAAAACCUUACCAAUCCUGAAAGCAGACGAGACACUGCCAAAAGUUGCUCGUCAAGAACCAGACCUAUCGAUGUACCAGUCUUAUGCACCAACAACUUAUACGAAUCUACCACCUCCUCGUUACAGUCCCAGUAGUAGAUCCAAGAGGUCAGCAGAGUCUAAUUCAACCCUUGGCCUGGAGAUGAAAAACCCUCCUCCUCAGCUCGAUAAUGAAACAGGUGCUCCACCUGUAAAUAUUACUAUUGCCAGGAGGACAUCUAGGAAAUUCUGCGACAAUGGCGGAGGGAUUUUGUGCAUGUUGUACAAAGCAAUCCAAGGACGACCUCUAGGCUCUGGUAUGAUUGAGAGGAGGGACGAUGAGUCACUUGACUACCGAACGAAGACUGACAGCACCAAUGGUUUGCCAUUAGAUGGACCACCAACUCCCUGUCCAGCAAAGGUGGAGUAUGCAACACCUGUGUUUGCCAGAAAUUAUCAAGGAGUUUGGCGAUAUGUGGUUCAAAUUCCAUAUGAAGGAUACUUCACACAAACAGUAGAAGUAACAAGAUGCGUACAAAGUAAGUGUCACUACAUGGACGGUGGUUGUCUAUCUUCUCCAAGAUGGGCAAGUUUACUUGUAGCUGAAAUUUUCUACCCUGACACUUUCUUGCCAUCAAAUAGACGGCAACCAGUUGUGCAUCGAACUCCAGUGGCUGGAGAGGAGCCACCUGCAGUUCAAGACUUCCAACAAUAUCAGCAAUAUUUACAAAAAAGAGCUGGCUCUGAAAACUCAACUCCUAGCAGUAAGCGUUCACACUGCGAUGGCGUUGAUCAGCUGGGUUGCUUCCAGGUCCGUCUAUACUAUGACUGGUUCUUAAUCCCUGGAAGCUGUAAAUGCUGGAGGCCUGAUUACUUCUCGAGGUAUGUUCGGAGAAAACAUAUGGGCUCUGAACUUUAGGGACUAGAAAAUUUGUUUUUGAGAAAUUAUGCCAUCCUUGAAGGCCUGUUUUCCACAGUAUCAAUGAUCUACAUUGCCAAUUUGUUUGGCACCUUCAGUGUAUCUGAGGGCCACCUUGAUUUAUGAAGUUUUAAGCUCUCUUGUGCUCAAAAAAUCAAAGAUUUGCCAUAAUUUACAACCACAUAACUGAGCAUCCAUUGAUUAGAGUUAACACUAUUCAAUCUAUAGAAUGAGAUUGGGUGCGUCCCCACAACAGAGUAGAUACAACUUGGAUUUCACUUUUAGGCACUACAAAAACCUGUUGGGUCAAAACUGCUGGAGGCUUAGUAAAUUUUUUAGAAUGCUUUCAUUUUUCUUCAGUUCAAAGCCAUGAUGUUUGGUAGAUUGAAGGCAAACAGUUCAUAAUUAUACGUAAAAGUUUGACUUAAAACAUUUCAUUUAUAAUUUUUAAGAAAAUUAACACCUCAUCUUCUCAUGAUUACCGGCCUACCAAAAUCAUUCCUCAUAUAUGUACGUCAAACUCAUUGAUCCUCAGGAAUCCAGAAAUAAUAUUUUUAUAAUUUACUUUCCACAAAUGAAGUAUGCUCAAAUUCACUUCGAAGAGGUGAAAUAAUUUCACUCGUAAAUACAUGCAGUGAAUCAACUUUUACUUUUGAGAAUUCGCUUGCAUUCAGUAUAACACUAUUUCUAAGGGCUCUUUAGGAUUGGUUGACCUAAUGGUCGUUUUAAGCUUGAUGGUCAGUUUCAGCUACAAUUCCUACAAUUAAUACAUACUUCCGGAUUCUCUAACCCACCUAAUUUUAUUUUCAAAGCACUGGAUGGCAACAGUCUAAAACU